Molecule: messenger RNA, 1173 nt
Organism: Suillus paluster
Lineage: Eukaryota; Fungi; Basidiomycota; Agaricomycetes; Boletales; Suillaceae
Exons: 7
Coding region: 1-1173 (390 amino acids)
Biological process (GO): unsaturated fatty acid biosynthetic process
Cellular component (GO): endoplasmic reticulum membrane
Molecular function (GO): iron ion binding; stearoyl-CoA 9-desaturase activity; heme binding
Source: RefSeq, a predicted model, not a curated record
AUGCAGUUCAUUAAGAAUUUGACGCAAGGCUUUCCGGCCAUCACUGGAAUACGAUGGUUCAACCUUUCCGUCCUUGUCAUUACACCAGCCCUUUCGCUGUAUGGCUUGCUUUAUGUUCACAUCUUUUGGAACACUGUCGUUUGCACGACCCUCUAUUACAUAUAUUCCAUGCUUGGGUACCACCGACUUUGGUCACACAGGUCGUACAACGCUUCGUUCCCCUUGCAGGUAUUCCUCAUACUUGCGGGGGCAAGUGCAGUGCAAGGCUCGUGUUACUGGUGGUCACGCCGGCACCGUUCCCAUCACAGGCAUACCGACACGGACCUCGACCCGUACAACUCAGAAAGAGGCCUUCUGUGGACGCACAUCGGAUGGAUCAUUUUCGAGUCAGACUUGAAACCUGGGCCAGCUGAUAUCUCCGACUUGCGCAAUGACCCUCUCGUACAAGUGGCAGCACCGAUGGUACUUUACUGGAAAGGCGGAUUCUUUUUCGUUGGUGCCCUUCGCAUGACCGCGUGUCAUCACAGCACUUUUUGCAUCAACUCCAUCGCUCACUAUCUCGGAAGCACGCCGUAUGAUGACAAACACAGUCCCCGCGACCAUCUUUUAUCCGCUAUCCUUACGAUGGGAGAAGGGUACCAUAACUUCCACCAUCAGUUUCCCAUGGAUUACAGGAAUGCAUUCCGAUGGUAUCAAUAUGACCCUACCAAGUGGUUCAUCAGUGUGUGUCAUUGGAUCGGUCUCGCCUCCCAUCUCCGCGUUUUCCCUAGCAACGAAAUUGAAAAGGGUGCACUCACGAUGAAACUCAAGGUUCUGAAGGACGUUCAGGACUCAAUUGAAUGGCCCGUGCCUCCGCACGAACUACCUGUGGUCACGUGGGAAACCUUCCAGGAAGAGUCCAAGUCUCGGACCCUUCUCCUCAUCUCGGGUUUUAUCCACGACGUGUCAUUGUUCCUUGAUACCCAUCCGGGAGGUCCCGUUUUACUCACACGAAACUCUGGGAAAGACAUGACAGCCUCUUUCUUUGGCGGUGUCUAUGCUCACUCUCACGCAGCGCAUAACCUCAUUGGGAUGAUGCGUGUGGGCAUUCUAGCGGGUGGUGUGGAGGCACCAGCAGAGCAUGCCAUCCCACCCAGUCAGCGACUCGUUAUCCGCGCUAACACCUCCCAUUAA